AUGGAGAAACACUUAAAGAAUGUUCUUGUGGUUUCCUUUGGAUUUCUACUUCUAUUUACAGCAUAUGGAGGUCUUCAGAAUCUACAGAGCAGCCUUAAUGAUGAAGAAGGACUAGGGGUGGCUACACUCAGUGUUAUCUAUGGAGCCCUGAUCCUGUCUUCCAUGUUCCUUCCUCCAAUUCUCAUUAAGAAAUUUGGCUGCAAGUGGACCAUUACAGCCUCCAUGUGCUGCUAUAUUGCUUUCUCUCUGGGAAACUUCUAUGCCAGCUGGUACACCUUGAUCUCCACCUCCAUAAUCCUAGGUCUAGGAGGAGCCCCGCUGUGGUCAGCCAAAUGCACUUACCUUACAAUUAGUGGAAAUGCAUAUGCACAGAAGGCAGGAAAACUUGGGAAAGAUGUCAUUAACCAGUAUUUUGGCAUCUUCUUUCUCAUAUUUCAGUCCUCCGGUGUAUGGGGGAAUUUGAUUUCAUCUCUGGUGUUUCAGCAGGAGCCUACCCAAGGAGAAAUCCCAGGUGACCAACUGAUGCACUGUGGAGCAAGUGAUUGUUUUACAACCAGCACAUCUACAAACAGUACUAAGCGCCCAACAAAUGAGUUAAUCUACACCCUGCUGGGCAUCUAUACUGGAAGUGGUAUUUUGGCAGUGUUACUGGUUGCUGUAUUUCUUGAGCAGAUCCCAAAUGAUCAACUGGAAAAUGCAGAUGAAAGAGGAAAAGUAUCUUUUUGGUCCAAUUUCCUCGCAACUUUCAGCAUCUAAGAUAAACGGCAAUGUCUCAUCAUUCCACUGACAAUGUAUAGUGGAUUUGAGCAAGGAUUCCUUUCUGGUGACUAUACAAAGUCGUAUGUCACCUGUGCCCCUGGGGAUAACGCUAUGUUGGCUUUCGUAUUGAUCUGCUUUUCAGCCACUAAUUCCCUUUGCUCUAUGCUCUUUGGAAAGCUCUCUCAGUAUACUGGUAGAAUGGCUUUGUUUGUACUAGGUGCAGUGAUACAUUUUUCCUGCAUCAUCUCCCUUUUGCUAUGGAAACCUCACCCUGGUCAGAUGGCUGUAUUCUUUGUAUUCCCUGCCCUCUGGGGCAUGGCAGAUGCUAUUUUGCAGACACAAACCAAUGCCAUCUACGGAGUUUUAUUUGUGAAGAACAAGGAGGCUGCUUUUAGCAAUUACCGCCUUUGGGAGUCUCUCGGAUUUGUCAUUGCUUUUGGAUACAGCACAUUUUUGUGUGUCAACAUCAAGUUAUAUAUACUGCUUGGGGUACUGAUUUUGUCAAUGGUGACCUAUGGGAGUGUUGAGUACCUGGAACGUGGGAAACCAUGUGAGACACUGGCUGAUAAAAAGGAGAGUGAAAUAGAGGAAACAUUUACUCAAACAAAGAUGUAAAAACAACAAAGUGCUUGAGGAGGUACAAUAAGAAGGCCUUAGAAUGGUUUUCUCUAUAGAGGCACCAAAGUAUUAAAUUGUUUUCUCAGAGUAAUUUCAGUAUUGGUAACGAUACUUCAAUGUACUUGUGAUCUCAUGGAUGUGAGUAUUCUCUCCCUCCAUUGGUGCAGAUCUUGACCUAUCCAGGCCUUUUCAUCUUAUUUAAUUCUUGCCCAUACUCUCCUAUAGAUCUUCCACAGGGAAUUUGUGCAAUGUUCUGGAACUUUCCUCCAGAUCUUUUUAUAUUGGGGGAAGGUGGUAUUGUGAUAUUAUAGCUAUCCAUCUACAAUCCCUUCCCCUUGCUAUAUGACUGGCCCACUUCCUUUUCUUAUCAUAUAUUUCAUAUUCUGUUUCAUACAUGUGGGUGAUUGUUGGAAAUAUGCUUCAGCCCACUUUGACUUACCUUUUCAGUUUUGAUUCUUGGAAGAUUGUGGUGUUCAGAGAUUCAAAACUAUACAGCUUUGCUGAGAGAACUUUUUAUAAAACAUUUGAAUUUUUAAAGUUCAUCAUCAAAAGUACUAUACAAUCUUCCAAAUGCAAUAUAACCCUUUGUUUUCCUCCUGUUCAAUUCUGGGCCCAAAUCAUCAUCCGUCUUUCCUGUCCUUAUGGGUACCAGAAUAUUAUGUAAUGCAAUAACUAUUACAAUAAUAUAAUAACCAUUUAAUUUCUUGUCAGAGUCUAGACAAUAUAUAUUUUUCAUUCUUUCAUUUUUUUCUGGAUAAAUUGUUAUAUCAAUCUUUUGCAUAAUCAUAAACCUAACAGAGGAGAUGUAUUACCCACAAAGCCUAAUAAACCAGAUCAGUAUCAUCUUCAAGGAGAAAUAUCUAGAGGAUUUAACAUGUAUCAAUAUAGCAAGUUUAAGGGUCAUGGGAUUGGCCACAUUUACUUUUAGGUCACCUGUCAACCUCUAAGAUGAUCCAGAGGUAAUUCUGGAUGUUUUCUUAGUAAUUAAUAAAAAUAUAUUGCUUUUCAUUAAAUAUUAUUUAUUUAAUAAACUGGAGAAAACUUU
This is a messenger RNA of Dromiciops gliroides (monito del monte), 2422 nucleotides long. RefSeq names its product protein unc-93 homolog A-like. The record is from RefSeq and is a predicted model, not a curated record. NCBI's taxonomy places the organism in Eukaryota, Metazoa, Chordata, Mammalia, Microbiotheria, Microbiotheriidae.